Salvia hispanica is the source of this 1491-nucleotide messenger RNA. RefSeq names its product nucleosome assembly protein 1;3-like. Lineage: Eukaryota; Viridiplantae; Streptophyta; Magnoliopsida; Lamiales; Lamiaceae. The record is from RefSeq and is a predicted model, not a curated record. Gene Ontology annotation, biological process: nucleosome assembly. Gene Ontology annotation, cellular component: nucleus.
UCCCUUCCAUCAUCUCUUCCACUCUCCUUCUUUAUCUCUCCAAUCAGCAUAUUCUCGUGCCCGCCGUUUUUAGGGUUUUUGCUUCCGAGCUAGGGUUUUGGCCGGCGGCAAUGGGCAGCAACAACAAGGACAGCUUUAACGUCGCCGAUCUCGGCUCCGCAUUGAACGCGGAGGAUAGAGCUGGCCUUGUUAAUGCCUUAAAGGAUAAGCUUCAGGAUCUCGCUGGCAAGCACUCCGAUGUGCUCGAGAAUCUUUCACCUGAUGUGAGGAAACGCGUCGACACACUUAGGGAUAUUCAGGCGCAACAUGAUGAAUUGGAGUCAAAAUUUUUUGAGGAGAGAGCAGUACUUGAAGCCAAAUACCAGAAGCUGUAUCAGCCUCUUUAUACAAAGAGAUUUGAAAUCGUGAAUGGUGACGUAGAAGUUGAAGGGGGCGCAACUGAGAAGACAGACGAAGAGGAGAAGGGUGUUCCUGAUUUCUGGCUUACUGCGAUGAAAAAUAAUGAAGUUCUUGCAGAAGAGAUUUCUGAGCGUGACGAGGGAGCUUUGAAAUUCCUCAAAGAUAUUAAAUGGUUUAGAAUAGAGAAUCCGAAGGGCUUCAAGCUAGAGUUCUAUUUUGACACUGCCAAUCCAUACUUCAAGAAUGCGGUUCUGACAAAAACUUACCAUAUGAUUGACGAAGAUGAACCUAUCUUGGAGAAAGCAAUUGGGACGGAGAUUGAAUGGCUUCCAGGAAAAUGUCUGACCCAAAAAAUUCUUAAGAAGAAACCAAAGAAAGGAUCCAAAAAUACCAAACCGAUCACUAAAACCGAACAAUGUGAGAGUUUCUUCAACUUCUUCAGUCCUCCACAGGUUCCCGAUGACGAUGAUGAUAUUGAUGAAGAAGCUGCCGAAGAGCUCCAAAAUCUGAUGGAACAUGAUUAUGACAUUGGGUCUACUAUUCGUGAUAAAAUUAUUCCUCAUGCGGUAUCAUGGUUCACGGGAGAGGCUGCACAGGAUGAGUAUGGGGAUAUUGAUGACGAUGAAGAUGAUAUUGAUGAAGACGACGAGGAAGAUGAGGACGAGGACGAUGAAGAAGACGAGGACGACGAUGAUGAGGACGAUGAAGAAGAAACCAAGACCAGGAAAAAGAAAACUGGAAGGGCACCGGCUGGUGAGGGUCCGCAAGGCGAGAGGCCUCCAGAGUGCAAGCAACAGUAGUUUUUCAUCAUCCCAGCUGCUUGAUUUGCUCUCGAGCUACAUUUUGUGUGGGAAUCUUUCGUUCAUGUGUGUUCUGCAUCGACCAUAUGCUCGUGUAUCUACAAACAUCUUCCAUUUCCCCUCCAAUUUUCUCUUCUUUUAGGUGAAAAGUUAUUUAUUAGUUUUCCUUGGAGAGUGAUUGAGGUUAGAAUGUCUUUGAACUUGUCCACUGCUUGAUCUGGUCUCCUUAUUGAAUGGUUUUGGUCUCCCUAUUGAAUCUUGAGAUAUAUUAUUUAUUUAUAAUUUUAGUCUU